Podarcis lilfordi (Lilford's wall lizard) is the source of this 20723-nucleotide messenger RNA. NCBI's taxonomy places the organism in Eukaryota, Metazoa, Chordata, Lepidosauria, Squamata, Lacertidae. The record is from the annotation of a GenBank genome assembly.
UCUGGAUUUGAAUUUCUAUGUGGUGGGUGUGACUUUAAAGAGCACUUAAUAAACUCUUGUUGUACCAAAUUUGGCUUUGUUUGGACUUUUUUUGACCAUAGGAACACAUUAAUUGAAUUUCAAUGCAUUCCUAUGGGAUUUCGUGCUUCGCAAGACGAAAAAUUCGCUAGACAAAAAAACUCGCGGAACGAAUUAAUUUCAUCUUGCGAGGCACCACUGUAUAGGAAGGGCUCUGGUGCAUCAGGCCAAAGGCCAGGCCAGUCCAGCAUCCUAUUUUCACAGUGGAUUCACAUUCUAUUUCUCCACAAACUUGUCCAACCCGCUUUUAAAGAUAUACGAGUUUGUGACAAUGGCUAUGUCUUGUGGGAACUUGUUUUAACAGGCGAUUUCUUCCCCAAACAAUUCCCUGUGUCAUGAAUUCUGAUGUGAAACCUACACUAAAAUGCACAGUUUUCUCACACUAACAGUGUUUGCAAGUGACACAUUCCCAAUGGAAACAGAUGCUGAAGAUAUGUCUAUGGUCCCUUGUAUCCAAUGCAGGGCUACGUAACCACCCUAUCAGCCCAAGGAUUUUUAUUUGUACAGUGGAACUUCCUCCCACUGCACCCUCCCCAAAUCUGCUCUGUGGGGUGUGUGGUUUGGGGAUGACGACCCCAGAACAGAUUCAGGGGGCAAGUGAAAGGGAUGAGAGGGAAGUCCCAUUGCACAAGUGGAAAUCCUUUCGCUGAUGGGAUGGUUACUUAGUGAUGUGUUGGAGAAAUGCCAGUAAUGCGAACACUUUGCUUACACAUUGGCCCUCACUCAAGGAUUUGUCAUGGGCCACUCAAAGGUCUUCCCAGCACACCCUUUAGGAAUCUAAAAGCACCUUAACUCUAAAUGUGAGUUUUGAUUUCGGUUCAUUCUCUUCUGUCCAAUAUUUGAAAAAGAAAGCACGCCUGUCCUUCUUAAGAGUGGAAGUGGACAGGGGUAUACAAAUGGACAUGUGUGGGGAACUGUGCCAAAGUGCCUUAUCCCCAUUUGUAACUGAGCUUAAAUGUAGCAGCAAAACUCUGCCGCAAUCAGAGCAAUCCUGGUUUGCUCAAUCCAAACAUACAAAGCUUGGAUGCCGAAGGAACUCUCUUUGAUGGCAAAGUUUGUACACAGCACCUCCUCUAACUGGGAUCUUUCAAUGAUUCACACGGCAACGGGACCUGAAUGCCUUUUUAUGGCCCUCAGAGGCAUCAGGCUUGAUUGAUGUUAGACAAAUAUCUAUAAAGAGAAUAGCACAGACAUUUGAAAUGGAACUUUCUUACCUCCCUGUUUGAGGAACUACUUCUUCAGGAAAGAUAAAACAUUUCAUGAUUAGGCACGCAAUCCUGGCCAUCAAACAUUUUGAGCCAAGGGCAUCAUCGCCAUAGCCCUGACCUUGCCUUGCUUCUGAUUUUCUUCUUGGAGAUCAGACAAACAAAUGAAGAGUUCUGCCUGCCACCCCCUUCUUUCUCUUAUCUAUCUUUCACACAAACACAAACAUACGACAGAUGCUUUUGAAAAUUCUCCUCCAUCUUUCUCCUUGGAUUUUGGUGUUUCAGGUGACUGAGUUGUGUUUCUGGUGCUUUAAGAAUCCUACACUGGAAGCUGCUUUCUACAGAGUCCAUCCAUCUAGGUCAGUAUUGUCUGCACUGACUGACAGCAGCUCAUUGGGGUUUCAACCAGGGGUCUCACCCAGUGCCACCUAGAGAUGCCCAGGAUUGAAUCCAGACUUUCUGCAUGCAAGGCAGCUACUGCACCACUAGGCUAUGGGUCACACUCCCUUUACAAAUCAUAUACUGUUUGUUUCAGUUUCUGAGAAAUAGAUCUCUUCUUGUGCAAUUUGGCAUCUCUCUCCCCUGUUCUACACCACUGAUGGGCAGCUGUGUGGGCACUGGCGAAAAAGCAAACCGAGCAGCCACUUACUCUGCUUGCAUCACGAUUCUUUUUCUGGCUUGUGGGCUGUCCUACUGAUGUUCACCCAGAAGGUUGCACAAUGGCAAAGCACAAAAUAAUCGGAACGAAAUCAUACAUAAUGUGUUUGAGUAGAUUACUAACACAGAGAGGGGGUGUUUGGGGAGGAGAUGGAAGUGCACGCAUUGCAUGCUCCUGUUCUGGAACAAAUUUGGAAAUCAGGAAGAGUGAAACAGAGGGCAGAGUGAACCCACGAAAUAAAGGAACAGAACAGAAAAUCCGCUUGUCCUUAACACAUGCACAAAUGCCUGUCAAAAGCCAUAUUUUGCCACAGCAAAUAUGACACAUUUUCCACCUAUCUUCCUAAGUUGCAUGGGUGAGGCUGGGCAUUUCUUCCAAUAAAGUUCUGGUUUUGUGAAUAACACACAAAAACGGAAACUCUCUCUCUUUGUGAUCCUGGUCCAGACAGGCUCCUGCGCAACAGUGGGCUGCACAUCCUUCAGUGCCCAAGAACUCCCCUGCCCAUCUGAAUCCAGACCCUUCUGUAAAUCCUGACCACAGUGAUAAGCAGUUCAGAAAAGGUAAGGAGAAGCGCCUAAGCAAGUGACAAAUGGUAUGAGAGCUGAUCCUGCCUGACAAAAUGCACAAAGCACAAUACUUGCAUAUUGAGGUGUUAAACUAGAGUGGGGGUGGGGGGCUGGCACAGUCCAGCGAAGAGGAUCCGCAUACUCAUACAAGUGCUGAAUCUUCUCUCUGGGAGAUAAAAACAGCAUUUGGCACCACUGAGCUGUGGCCCUUCUCCAAGUAACACCACCGUGUAUGUUUAAACAACACACUUAAAGAUAGUUAUGAGUACCCACUAAAUGUUUAGCAUCGCACCAUUGGUUUUAUACAGUACUUGCAAACCACUUAGAAGUCAGUUUUGGCAUUAAAUGGUGUAUUAAUGAAUUACUACUCCUUCUACUAGCAUGGCUAAUGAUAGGAAUUGUAGUCCAACACAUUGGGAGGGCUGCAGGCCCCCCAUCUCUGCUCUAAUACCUUCCUGGGUGUUGUCUGAAGGGCAUCUCCUGCAUCUUUAUGCAGUGUGGUGUAGUGGUUAAGAGCAGUGAACUCGUAAUCUGGUGAACCGGGUUCAAUUCCCUGCUCCUCCACAUGCAGCUGCUGGGUGACCUUGGGCUAGUCACACUUCUCUGAAGUCUCUCAGCCUCACUCACAAGUGUUUUGUUAUGGGGAAGGAAGGGAAAGGAGAUUGUUAGCCGCUUUGAGACUCUUUAGGGUAGUGAUAAAGCGGGAUAUCAACUCCAAACUCUAUCUUUAAUCACUGUCUGAGAGGGAAGAUCAUGAUCACCACAAGUACUACAAUGAGAAAAGCCUGCUCACGGCUCUUAAAGGCAGUGGAAUCCUCAGGUGUACAAAGGAUACAAUCCAGAGUCAGAUUAAUCAUGUUAAUAUCUCACUGAAAUUAAUAUGAUUUGGAACUGUGGGCUGAUAAAUCCCAAAUGCUGGUUUAAUAAAAUAUGGAAUACAGUUUACGAACAUACGACGAAAGAAGGUAUAAAGUUCAAGCAAAUUUAUAGAAUGAGUUCAUUUUGAUAUUUCAGAAUGGUAACUUUCUGGCCAAUAUCCAGUUGUAUUCUUCUUUUACUUUACUAUAUUUAUCUAAUCUUUGUAUCACCUUUUUAUGUUAAUUUGCACUUUAAAAAAAAUAAUAAGUGGGUGAUUCAUGUAAUAUGAGUACAGAAUGCCUGACACCCAGGUAACCUGUAGUUUUGUGAGUGGAUGGGAUAUAGGUGAUGUGUCUGUGUGAGGAUGAGAGAGGUGCAAUGAAGAUGUAAAGCAGAAUCCUAUGCAUGUCUACUCUGAAGUAAGUCACACAUAAGGUAGGAAUGAUUGUACAAGCCCACUUACCUGGGAGGAAGCCCUGCCGAUACAUUCCUUGAAAGAAACCAGGACUUUCUGCACAUACUUAUUUCAAAGCAUCAAGCUACGCAGCAGGUGGGUGUGUUUGUGUUCUGGGGAGUCUUGUAAUGCAACAGGCUUUCUUGUAGGGACCGUCUGUGAACAGGGAAACACUGGUUUGUGUAGAGUUUUGAUGCAGUUUACUGAACCUCAAGAUUGGAAAGGGACUAUGGACCUAAACAGCAUCUCACCCAGCCUCCCUGCACAUGCCAGAGUAACUGAAAGCAGACUAUUCACUAACCCAUGCGUACAAUUUGCUGUGCCUACAAACUGACUUGCGUAUAUACUAGAGACUUAAAUGGGGUGCCCCAAGCUCAGUCUGCUGUGAAAGGUGAGAUGGGAUGUUGGGGUGGAGGCAACAGGAAGUGUGGGAGUGCAGUCCUAUACAUGUCUACAAAGAGGAAAGUGGUGUAGAAUUCAACAGGACACACUAAGGCUGCGAUGGCUGCUUACUUGCGAAUAGUCUCAUCUCUUCAGGUCAUACUUGAGAAUAAGUGGGCACUGAAGCUUUGGAUCUGCACCACGCAUUUAAAGCACAUCCAAUGAACAUUUAUAGCACAAGACUUUCCUCCAAGAAUCCUUGGGAGCAGCAGUUUCCAUCUCACACAAUUACUGUUCCCAGCAUCCGUAACUAUCGUUCCCAGGAACCUCUGGAGACAGUAAUGCACUGUAAGUGUGCAUUGGAUAUGCUUGAAAUAUAUGGUGUGGAUGGGCCUUGAUUAUGAAGGGAUUACUUGGUUUUUCUAGAGAAACAGGGAUGUUCAGUGAUGAACCAGGAAAGUAGGCUAGUUUUGAGAACACAAGACCUGAUGCAACCCAAGCGAAGCAUGCUUUUAAAGGCUCAUGCAUUUCAGUGGGAGAAUUAAGAACUUACAUGGCUUUUCCUAGUGAAAAACCACGAGUCAGUGCUAAAUUUUCCCAUUGAAAUCAAUGGGACUUUACAAAAAUGAUUACGUUUUCCUGGAUUGGGCCUUGAGUUGUCUUUUGCGAAUCCCCAUGCAUAAUCUGGAGAUGUGUGUGCGUGUGUGCGCAUGUAUGUGCAUAGAUUUAUUUUAGCACUGUCCUUUGUGUGUAUGUCUGAGUGGAGAAUGUGGACACUGUAAGGCAAGGAAUAGCUAUCAUGGUGACCUCUAAAUGUUGUUUACCCACAACUCCAAUUGCCAUCAGUCUCGGGCAACAUGGCCAAUGUUUGGAAUGGACCCUGACAACAUCUGUUAGGUGUCAUGUUGGCUAGCUAGCCCUGAUGUAAGCAGUGGGUGUAGGAUCCAUGGGCAUAGCCGGGGGGGGCAGGGGGCAGCUGCCCCCCUAAAUCAAGUAAAAAAAUAAAAAUACUUAAUUGACCAGCUGCAUCGCAGAUAACACGGUUAUGCCCCCCCCCCCAACGUAAAGGCUGCCCCCUCCAAAAUAAAUCCCGGCUGAGCCCAUGGUAGGAUCUUUGUGUACAGAAUAAAGAGGUGCCUAUUUGUAUGGGGAGAUAUGUAGACAUUCCUUAGCCAAGGGAUCUGGGCAGGUGCUGUGUGCAUUUGCAAGGGGUGCAAGUGGCCUGUGCUGGUCUCUGCAGCUCUUAUCUGUCUUUGUGCACAGAGGUGGUAGAAGUGACCCAAGGAGGGACUUGUGACUGUGCAAUGGCUGUGCAAGGUGCAUACUGCUCUUGUGUAGGUGAGCAGUUGUGUGUUGGCCCCACGCCAGUUCCUCAAGAGCCAGUGCAAGCAACAUACCACUUGUUGGUUUUGCCUAACUUUCCCUGGAUGAGGGAGAUGAACAUAUGAGAGAGAGAGACGGCGGCAUUGUACCCCGGUGAAUGCUAUGCACAGUGGAGAGAGGAUAUCCAUAGCUGUCAGGUGCAUGUGUGUGAGAGAGACAGAGAGAAAGAAAGAUAGAUGACAGAUAGCUCUGUUUUGGAUGUGUGCGUGGCUCGAAAGUGUGCGAGAGAGCAAGAAAUCUCUGUAGCCGUGCGGGUGGGGCGCUAACUCGCUCGCGUCCAGCCAGCACCGUGGGAAGUUGCUGGGCUCCGCGGGAGCGCCCUCAGAAGGGCGCAGGUGGGCGAGGGCGCGCGUCUUGCCAGUGGCCCGUCGGAGUUUCCUGCUCUCCCUUCUCCGCCUGGGGAGCGAGCGGGGAGCGCGGCGCUCUUGCGAGGCAGAGGCGGAGAAGCGCGCAGGGGGCAGUCCCCACGUGGCGCUGACGCUGCUGCUCGGUACCACCGGACCGAGCCCGGGCUAUAAAGCGAGCCGGGAGCGGGGAAGGCAGUGCUCGAGCGGGCGCCACUGGCUGCGGACGGCGCUGGCUCCGCCACCGACGAGAGUCUGCUGGGCGCGCCCCCUGCGCCGCCGCCGCCUCCUCCUCCUCCUCCGCCUCCCUCGCGCCCCGCGACUGGCUUCAGCGAUCCGCGCGGCGUUUCUCGCUGCCGUCUGGGAUCUGCUCCGUCGGCGACUGGGAGCAGAAGCUGCCCCUCGCGGGUGGGGAGGUCCUACCUGCCUCGCCGCCCUUUCAACUCUCUUGGACCUCCCGGCGAAGGUAAGCGGGACUUUCGUCGUCUCCCAGCCCGGCGGCUUCUGAAUGGCUUCCUGAGGAGCCCCUCCCUUCCAGGCUGGACUUAUUGGCGACUUUGCGGGAGAGGCGGAAGACGGGGUCGACUUCGUCCCGUCGAUCCGCCCGGAGAUGAGCUAGCGAGGGCUGGCAGAGGCGAGCCGCGCGCUUCCCUGGCCGAAGGGAGACCCGGAGACGGCAGAAUCGGAGCCGGCUCCCUCCCCAGUGGAGAUCGCUGUUGCUGCUGCUCCUCCUCUCGUCGGUUAUCGUCAGCGGGGACUGAUAGCUGAAGGCAGCGGUUGUUCCUGCUGACUGGAUUAAGGCUGCUCUUUCUGACUUCCCCAGACCGGACUUGCUUGAUCCACCGGGCACCCAGAGCUCCCCUUCCUCGCAGGGUGUGUGUUAGGGUCACAUCCUCCAACAGCCUACCGAGCUCGGGUUGAUGUUUAACCUGGGGAGGCCGUUCACCGAGAGGGGGGGAAUCUCUUCCCUGGCACACCUGCACCACCCGCUGCUGGAGGAAAGCAGCUACUCCCAGCACAUGGAUGGCAACGGGAGCCUGAAUGGGAGCGACGGUGGGCAGAAAGGGGGCCUCCCUUAUCCCAUGUACACCACCUUGGCCCUCAUCACCCUCGCCACGCUGCUCAUGCUCGUCACCAUCUUUGGCAAUGUCUUGGUCAUCAUUGCCAUCUUCACCAGCCGAGCGCUCAAGGCCCCUCAGAACCUCUUCCUGGUCUCCUUAGCCUCGGCCGAUAUCCUGGUGGCCACCCUGGUCAUCCCCUUCUCUCUGGCCAACGAGGUGAUGGGCCACUGGUAUUUUGGCAAAGUGUGGUGCGAGAUCUACCUGGCCUUGGACGUGCUCUUCUGCACCUCUUCCAUCGUGCAUCUCUGUGCCAUCAGCCUCGACCGCUACUGGUCCAUCACCCAAGCUAUUGAGUACAACCUCAAGCGCACGCCGCGCCGCAUCAAGAGCAUCAUUUUCCUUGUCUGGAUCAUCUCUGCGGUCAUCUCCUUCCCACCCCUCAUCUCCAUCAUGAAACAGGGAGACCCUGACAGUCAGCAAGCGAAGCUGAAUUCGGAGAGCAAGGAACCCAGUUGCAGCAUCAACAAAGAGACGUGGUACAUCAUCUCUUCCUGCAUCGGCUCCUUCUUUGCUCCCUGCCUUAUCAUGAUCCUGGUCUACAUGCGCAUCUACCAGAUUGCCAAGAGGAGGACUCGGGUGCCUCCUGGCAAGAGAGCGGAGGCCGCAGAGAGGAGGCAGAAUGGUCUGGCAGAUAAGGAUGACAUGCCUGCAAUGACCAAGCUCAAUGGGGAGAAGGCAGCCGUGGCAGGAGGAAGCCAGGAGAGGGAAGAAGUCAAUGGUAUAGACCUGGAGGACACCUCUUCAUCGGAACACAAUGAGAGCCAUCAGACCAGGAAGCAAGAGAGGCUGCAAAGGGGCAAGGGAAAGACCAAGCUAAGCCAGAUUAAGCCUGGGGACACUUUGCCAAACAGAGUUGAUGAGGAAAGAGAUGCGAAAGCUUCCCGGUGGAGAGGCAGGCAGAACCGAGAGAAACGCUUCACUUUUGUGCUGGCGGUUGUGAUUGGGGUUUUUGUGGUCUGCUGGUUCCCUUUCUUCUUCACCUACACAUUGACUGCCGUUUGUAAGAGCUGCCCCGUGCCCGAUACACUCUUCAAGUUCUUCUUCUGGUUUGGUUAUUGUAACAGUUCCCUCAACCCUGUCAUCUACACCAUCUUCAACCAUGACUUCAGGAGAUCCUUUAAAAAGAUUCUCUGCAGGAUAGACCGGAAAAGGAUUGUGUGAGGGAUGGACUCAAGUUUGUUUACAAGAGUUGUUUACGGAAGAGAGGCUCAGCUCUGGCUGGGCUUUGGAAGUGGGUGGCGUCUUAUCCAGUGACUGGCCUUUGACUUCUCAAAGACUUCAGGUGACUUUGGCCUUGGCCCAGGUGGAGAUGUUUCUGCCCAGUGAUGGCUCUAGAGACCUGUUUGUAGGUAUUGUUUCUAUACACUUACAAGCUGGGCUUAUGGCAAACUGAAAUUAACUGAUUGGAGUGUGUAAGCCAGGGAAACAACAAAGAUGAAAAUAUAAGUCAUAUAUUUCAGAAGCCCUUUCUUUCUAUUCUUGCCCUUUGGACGAUAUGUCCCUGACGUCCUUGCAAAACUACAGUAUUGCAUCUUUGAGAUCUGUACAUCUUUAACUUUUGUAGGAGAAAGCAGCUUUGAAACCACUUUAAAUAUUUCUUGAGAACUUGAAAUAUAUGUGGGGUGGGGGAAAAAUAAACAAAGACACAUCAGAAUGAACCUUCAGAGCCAUCUCAUCCAUCUUAAAAAUGACAGUAUUAAAUGCUAAGAUUUCCAAUGUGGUUUUGGCUUUGUAAACUGAUAGCAUAAGCUUGACCAUGGCCAGUGUUUUAUUAUACACCCUAUAUGUAUUUUCUUUUUUAAAAAAAACCAAUGUUUAUGUUUUUUGUUUAUGCAGUAUUGUUAAAAAACUUUAUUUCCUCUUUUCCCAUCAGCUGAAAGAAACAAGCAUUAAAAGUUUCACAACUGAGAAGCAUAGUACCUCUCAAAAGGAUGAGCUCCUUUUAGAUUUGUGAUGCUGAAGAGCAAUUGGGUUCUUAAAGGGUUAAGAUAAGGUGCUCUUCCCUUGAAGUUACUCCACUGUGUUCAAUGCUAACUUAUUUCCCCUACCUGUGACUGUAAAUAGAUAAAAUGAUAGAUGCAGCCUUUUUGUUUUACUUUACAGUGUUACCUGAUUUGCAUUGAUUACAUUUUCAUUUGUGCAAGGUGUCUGCACAAGAAAACCAUAUUUCAUGCACAAGGACACUUCAGUGUGGGUAUGGAAUUUUUUAAAUUAUUAUUAUUUUGGAGUAACUGUAAGCAUGUCAGCUUUCAUUUUUUUUCUCUAAUUUCAGGUUUGGUUUAUAAACAUUUUCUUUGAUUUGUCCUAAGAAAAAGCAAAUUAUUGGUGUUAUUCUACACCAUAUGUAAAAAACAUUCAUAGCAGCACAGGGAGGAAAAGAGUCAAUAAUUGUGUUCCACACCCCCCACUGUCCCAGCUGAUGGCAAAUAAAUUCCUUGUCCAAUAAGACAAACAUCCUGAAUAUGAUUAAAAGGGUGUAGGAUGGGAAAGCAAUUGGGGACACCAUUUAAACAUUAUAAAAAGAGUAUUCGUUUAAAUAAAAACUGGUCAGGAUAGUUUCUGGCUGGUGAUGGUGGUUAAAAACAGACAUAUAUUCACAAUGCUAAGGUUACCCGAGUUCUUCCUUGAAGGCAAAUUUCUUAGUUGAAUUGGCCCUUUUUAAUUAAAAAUGUCUCCAUUCUACAGGACACAACUGAUGCCCCUCCUUUCAGACCAGUCCUCUUCUGACUGUAGUAACAGGCAGCAAGUCUCAGCGCUGCCUCUUAGCUUUGAAUGUGACAGCUCUAUUCAGUGAAACAAAACAGCUGUUAGAUGUGAUGCUACAACCAGAGGAAGGGAAGCAGAGGUAGCCACUGAACACUGAAAGUGUUACUCGUGCCCAGCUUUGAAAUGGUUUUCUCGCUGGAGAGCCUGCUACAGCUGACAUUUCAAAUGCAGAACUUCCUUUUAAAACAAACCAAUUUUCUAGGGAGAGGAGAUGAUGACCCUUCUGUAGAACUGCAUACUGGUAUAUACAAAGUUGUGGUGUAUUUCUAAAGUACGCAGGUGCACACAUGUGUUUACACAGCGGGACAUGCCAUUGGCUAUGCCAGCACAGUGCCACAAAACGGCAGUCUUAACAAUGGCGUUGCAAACCUGUUGCAAAGAUGACUCAUUCUGGCAACGCAGGGAGAAAAUGCUUAGAAAUGAACCAGGGGUUUUGGACUGGUAUAUGUAUUUCCCUUCCUUUUUUUCUUUUAACGGUGUGAUAAUAUUCCUUGCAGAAAGAAACCUUUGUGAUUUCCCCCGCUCAUUGCAGCUACUAAAAUAUGAAACGCCUGAAUCUUAAUUAUUCCCUAUUUGCUAGAGAAAGAAGAGGAUUUGAUACGGAGGAGUUUUAUUUCCGUUUUAGGCAAACUGCCUGCAUUGUGGCUCUGUCCAAUGAUGUCCUGUGCUAGUUGAAUAAGGUACCUCAUUUGGGACACAUUAUGGGGCCUCUUCUCUCAAGGUUUCAUAGGAGUGCUCAGGGCAGACUGGCCACUUCUGAGCUGGGGUAUUAGUCUUUGGCAGAUUCUGGCUGGCAAGGAGUUCACUGGUCCUUCGAAUGGAAAGCACAGUCUGGUGACUGGUGUCCAUCACUCGGAAGGUGGUGGACUCUCCUUCAUUGAAAGCUUUUAAACAGAGUUUGGAUGGCGUCAGGGAUUCUUGAGUUUGGAUGGCAUCUGUCAGGGAUUCUUUAGCUGUGAUUCCUGCAAUUGCAGGGGGCUGACCCUCAGGGAAUCCUUCCCAACUCUUCUGUGCUUCUUUAGGAUAUCAGAGCAGGCACAACACCACAAGGCACAAAUCCAGAAGAAGUUAGAAGUGGUUAAGGCUUAUUUAGCUGGAACACCAAAGUUGUCUCCAGCCUGUGCACACAUGCCUGGAAACUGAUUUCUUAUGAGUGCGGUAUAGCUUUAGUUUAUGUAUGGAGCUCUCGUUCAAAUGUGGAGCUUCCCUGCCCAUCAAAGCUGCUCUGCUGUUAUUCAGUGGGCGAACGAAUCAUGCAUACCCAUUGGUUUGCACAUACAGAUGUUCUCCUACCAUUGGCAUUUACAGGGCCAGAGCCAUGUCCAGAUGUGUGAUAAACCACUCAUGGGACUCUUCUUUCGGGCUGAUAGUUUUUAAGGCAGAAUAAAUCACAGUUUUUCAGACAGCCAGUCUGAAGUAGCAUAAGUAAGAAGUUAACUGACCGUUGCCAGAGGAUUCCUUUUUAAAGAAUUGCCUAUUUUUUAGGAUUUCAAUAUUAAGUUAACGUAUGCAUUCAUGAAACAAAUGGAUAAUAUUUUACAUUGAGGAUAAUAUUGAUUUUUCUGGAAUGUGUUUUUGAAACUUUAAUUGCACCUGGUACAACCACCUCAUCAAUGCCAUUUUUUUUUGCUUUUUAAGAGAAUGAUACCUGUAAACAGAUAUGGCCAUAAUGUUUUUUUUUUAUUUACAAAAAAUAAGAAUAAAAAGUUUACACAUUAAAAAGCAUGUUACAUCUCAACUUGUCUGUAUUUUCAGCCAUUUCCAGGUUUUAUGGACUUACAUGGAAAUGGGAAACUGACCUUUUAAAGCACCUGCUGAAGUCGCCUCUUGUAGUUUGCAUAAGUCAUUGUUAUGCCUCAUGUUAAUGUGAACAAUGGUCUGCUUCAUUGUCCACCGACAGACUGACAAACAAGCCUUUGAUAUUAUUUUGCUUUCUUCUUUGCUGGCACAGCAAACCCAUUCAUGUACCUCUUAAAGAACAAGGAUUAGGGCUUACUGUGUGGGCAAUUUAUCCUUUGCCUGUUUAAGCUGGCCGUGUUUUCCACCUCCCUUCUCUCUGUCUCUCAAGUGAAAUAUUGUGUCCAUGUAGUAUUUACAAGCCGCUGACAGACUGUUGACUAACUAGGUUACAAGUGCAAGAAGAAGCUAUUAAGAGUAGGAAGAAAAGUAGAAACUGAAUUCUACCAGGCACCUGCUGGGGAAAGGCACAUUCUCACAAUGCUGGGAGACGGGGGCUCAUGCUAGAGCAAGCCAGAAAAGAUUGCACCUGCUCAGAAAUAGAUAACAAAGCCAUGAAUGGGGCAAAGGCAGCAAUUUGGUUUUUAUAGUUGAUUCCUGGGGAUUUCCCCUGCAAUAGAUAUUACUGUGAUUAAUGGAACAGGAAUUUUAUUAAUGUGGCAAAAGAUUUGGGCUUCUGCCUUUGUCAGCUUCUCUGAUUAAAAAAAAGAUCAGAAGCUGAAACAUUUUGUUACAUAAAUAAAAUCUCUGUAUUGAUUAUCACAGUAACACACACACACACACAGAGUAUUUUAGUGAUUAACCAAAUUUCAAAAGGGACCCAGAGGAAGCAUGUGUGAAGUGCUGUUUGAUUAUUCUAUAGCUAUAAUGAAUAUAUAGUUCAUUAUUGUGUUUCUGUGUGUAAUAUCUAUUUCUAUAUCUAUCUAUAGCUCUCUCUCUCUCUGUCUCUCCCAUGCCCAAAUUGCAUUGCACAUUAUUUAUAGUACACAACUUCCUAAUCCAAGAAGCUGGUUGACUCUGAACAGAUAACCACAACCGGUGGUGAUGAAGGGCCAAUUCACUCAUUAUCCAAUGCUAGUUCAACUCAGAGACCCAUUGAAGUUAUUGAACAUGACUAACUUACGUCCAUUUGUUUCAAUGGGGUCUACUUUGAGACUGAUAAAAUCUGGAGUCUGCUUCAAGACCAUUAGGUCCAGAGUCUAUAUUAAGUGUGGUACCACAAUGUAUAGGUACAAAAUACAUAGUCUGUAUCACUGCAUAUGGGUUCAAAAGGGAAUUCUAAAUAUGUUAGAUUCUGGCUAAGAUUUCCACUAACCAGAUGAAAAAGGAUGAAGGAUGAGUUAGAAAGGUAACCUAUUGUUUUUCCUGUUCAUUCAUCUCUUCAUCUCUUGUUGAUUAUUUCUUUAUUGCAGUGUCUUGGCAGAAGUAUCCCCGUUAUUGUUCCUCUAGGAUUCCUCUCCACCCAACCGCUUGCCUCAUGCUACAUAAUUUUUGUUGCUGUUCUUCAAUAUUUUUUGAGCUGAACUUGGUUUGGCUGUUUGAGUUUCAAGAAUCAGUGAAAAUAUAGCACAUAAGUGGAUGAAGCAUAUGCAGAAAUUGUCUUUCCCUUGGUAACACAAACACAAAAAUCAAAGUGUAAGUGGAUGAUAAGGAAAUCCUGGUUGCUAUUUGACUACACCUACAAUAAACAUGAAUAGACUAUCAGAGAUAACAGAUCUCAGGGAUAUCUCAAGUGACAAGUUAAUCAAACAUUUCUCCGAGACUUCCCUGAUUUUUUUCACUCAGAAUAUGUUUGCUGUUUUCACUUCAGGCACUGUUGAGUGAGAGCUUGCACAAACAACUUGUUCCAUGUGUCUUUUAACAUGCCUCAUACUUUCAGUGCCUGAAUGAAGACUAUCUGCAGAAUGGAAGCUCUCAGAGACUUCAUGGGACACUUCCCUUAUUUGUAAUGGUAUAUUCUGGAAUCCAGCAACAUGAGGACAAACUAUAACUGCUCUUUGUAAUUGGUGUAAUGAUUUAAUCUGAAGCUUUCAAAGUGACUGCCAAAAUGUAAAAUUGUAAGCAUAUCAAUACAAAUCUACAACAUGAAAAAGAGGCUCAAGCACCAAACCUCUAUGAAACAGUGUGAAACAGCAUGAUGCAGGCACAUACAAAACACUCAACUGAAAGUCUGUAACUCAACAAUGAAGGCACCAGGAAAGCAAUUCUAGGGAGUGCAUUCCAGAAAUAGGAUGCCAUCACUGAACAGCCCUUUCCCCUCAGUCACCACUCAUCUGCUCUCUCAUGAUGGGAGGGCUGGUACAUAAUAUAGCCUUAACUGGGCUGAUUUUCUGCCUUUUGGCAGCUUAGAAUGGCUCGUCCCCCACCGAGUGUGGAAUCUGAACACUACUGCUAGACUUUGGUAGCGUCAACUGGUUACAACUGUUGGUGCUGGUGAAAGUCUUCACAUCUUGGGGCAGUGAGGGUUACGGUCCACAUUUAUUGCCACAAUAUGGUGUAGCCACACACUAAUUAUCCUUUUUCCAAAUGGAAACACUAAAUCAAAUGCUAAGGAGAAGGCAGCAUGGUGUGGUUAGGAUGGUGGAGGCAAUUUUUUGCUAAAGAAGUAGGUUUUGAGUGCUUGGAUACAUACCGAGAGACAGAAACUGGAAGGCUUGAGAAUGCAAUGAAAAAAGAGGAAGACAAGUUGAGCAUAGAUAGAUGAACUUGGAUUUAGCAGAAGUAGCAAGUGAGGGAUGGUGAGGAAACGGCAAUACUCAAAGGUCAAGAGCUGUCAAAGUAAUGAUUACCAGCCUGAAGUUGAUCUGAAGUGCAACAGGAAGCCAGUCCAGGGAGCAGGGUCACUAAGAAGAGAAUCCAAUGAACUAGACAGCAUGGACUGGAGGGCUGCAUCUGGUUCUCCAGUCCAGCUGUAGAGGGAGUUUGCAUGUCUACCACGUAAUAAUAAUAAUAAAUUUUUAUUUAUAUCCUGCCCUCCCCAGCCAAAGCCGGGCUCAGGGCGGCUAACAACAAUAAAAUAAUACAACAUUCUAAAAUCAUUUCAUUAUAAAACUAAUUCAAAUCAAAUUAAUGGCAACUAUUGGGCUAGAAUUCUGUGAAGAUUGCCAAAGUAAGAGACGAUGCUGGAUAAAUCCUCUCAUGGAUAAGACCGAAAUGUAGGAAACAAAAGCAGGAGACACCCAUGCUUCCUGAGCCUCCUGUGAACCAAUGUUCAGAUUCAACCCACCCAUGAGAUCAGGUGAGGCGACUGCCUCAGGCGGCAAGAUCCCCAGGGGCAGCAGAUCCCAAUGUUGAUUUUUCUUCCCCCGGCUUUUCCUGAUGUAGAGCUUCACUUACACCUUCUUCCAUGGCGGGGAGGGAGGCACCAUUUUGGGAUCUGCCUCAAGUGGCAAAAUGUCUUGGGCUGGCCCUGCCAAGCUCCUAUCAUUAUCCUGUAGCAGAAGAUGGCAUUGUUCAUAUCACUGCAACAUGCAAACUGUUGGCUUCAGUUCAGGGGCAAUAAACAGAUAGUCCAUCAUGCUUACAGAAGAAAAGUGGGUGUUCAGUAACCCCCAAAGUCUACUGGAGAAAUAGGGCAAUUGCCACCAAAGUUGAGGGCAGAGUUUGAACUGCCUGGCAGUGAACUUCUGUGACAGAAUACAUUUCUCAACCAAAAUGCCUUAAUAACUUUUGACAUUCUCAGCCAAAAUUGAUAUAAUUUCUGAUGGAUAUUGACAACUAACAUUAAGCAUUUUAUGCUGUGUAGCUCCAGUCAUUGUCACAGAAUUGAUUACUGGGCAUGAAACUGAUUACCAGGGGAACUGCAUGAUUAGUGGAGGUUUGGUCUACUUGGCAUCCAAUAGGAAAGCUUAAUAAAACAUUUUUGUUCUGCUUCUGGAGUACAAUUAAUAUGAAUUGAUCCAUAGAAACAUGGGGUAGGGGUCUCUGAUUUCUCUAAAUUGUUCAUUCCUUUAAAAUGUCCACUAGAAUUGAACCAUAUCAGACUUUCAUGGGCUACAGUUCACUUCAUCAGAAGCUAUAAUGAAUUUGUUAAUCUUUAAUGUACCACAAUAAUCUUCUUUGUUGUUUUUCAGCAGGAAAUUCUACCACACUUGAUUGUUCUUUGUAUGUGCUAAAAUAACCUUUUCCAGGAAUUAAGAUCAAUUACUCAACUUGAAGCACUUCUAAAAUUGCACAAGGACUCAGCAUUUUCAUUCCUACAUUUAAAUUAAUUCAUUAGGUAAAUUGGAUAGCGUCCUUUGGGUUUCUUCCCUUUUAACUCCACUUUUAUUUUGUAUUGAAGUUUUCAAUAAUACGUUGAAGUCAUGCACAUAUUUUGCAAAUAAACCUAGAACUGCCUUGGGCAGAAUUAUUUAUCGCAUAUGCUCACAAUACCAUGGGGAAUGUUUCUGUGGAGAGUGAAAACCAACAGUCAUAUAACCUCUACGUUAAUCAUUUAGAACAGUCAAACAGCAUGACUUUUAUCAGAGGAGGAAAAAACUGAUUUCAAACCUUUGUUUUAUUGUCAAGGACUGAACUGUAGCUAACACCUGGAGGUUGCCUGAAUAGAACGUGCUGGUUGCAGUGAGACCUGUAUGUAUAACUGUGCUUCCAAAACUAAGCACAGAGUGGAAUAAUUUUCUUACAGCAAUCUGGGCUACCAGAGAAACAGUUUCAUUGGGUGGUGGUACAAAUGCUGAUCUCUGUGUUUCUGAGAAAGCUUUGUAAAUGUAGGAAGCAUGGAGGAGUCAGUUGCUGAGGUGGGUCUAAGGGGAGAGUUGACAAAUUCACAGGCAGUAGGCUUGUCAGUGGCACCUCCUCUGUAUCCAAAAGCAGUGGGCUCUCAGUACCAGGUCCUGGGAAUGUACUGAUACAGAAGUUGGGCACUAACCCCACUCUGCUGAGCGGUAGUAAGAUUCCAGGGGCUCACCCAGGGUUUGCGCUCCUUUGCAGAAUUGAGGACGUGGCAGAGACUGUUGUAGCUUUAAGAAAUAGGAUUUACUCACCUAUUUACACCUUCAGUUUGCAUGGAGGGAGUCUAGAUCUUAAAGCAUGGUUGUUUCAAGAGAGGCUGGUUCCCCACAACCGUGCAGCACUGGAGCGCAAGAAAUCUCUGGCCUUCAGCCAGCCUGCCCGAGAUGACUCUCUCUUUCCUCCACUUCUUCUUCCCAGUACACCUUGCUCUAAAGACUCUCUUUUCCUGACACCUCAAGCACACACCCCAUCACCACGGCAACCUCUGUCUGCCAUAUCCAAAAAUUCCACUCAGAUGGGCCAUCAACACCUUUUGUCAUGUUAAUGCCUCUAUACCAGGUGAGGCCCUGGCCUGCAACCUGCCCUUCAAACAGGUUAAUUUCUGGGAUUUAGGGGUCCCCCCUCAAUCUAUAACAGUACGCUUAGGGUGGGCUUUUCAUGUCCUGAUUGUGGGCUCCCUGAAAGCAUCUGUCUGAACUGCUUGACUAUAGAUUCUUGAUCUGAUCCAACAACAGGGCUGCUUUUACAUUCUUGGAAAGCACACAGGGACCAUUCUGAUGUUUCUCCUCUGAAAGGUUGUACACACUGUUUUAGCUCUUCUGGUUCCUAGUUCUUCAAUCUAGGGGUGUUCACUGGAUUCAGAUGAUUCUGAAUAGAGAUGAGGUGGGGUACCUGGAAGGGUUUUUGGGCUACUGUAAGGUCAAGCAGGAUCUAUAGAAGGUGGGCACAAGCGAAAGCAGGACCCGUGUAGUACUUUGCGGCAAUCCAGACAUCAGAGCUCCACUGCAGGCAACUGUCUGUAGCAAACAAAAGUGUGUCUCUGAGCUUGAUUUCAGGGGGUGACAGGAGGGGAAAGAGGGAGAAGCUUUGUAAAAUUUAAACAUGCCUCUAGCUUAAAGAAGAUGCCAGGAUCAGGAGAGGGACCGAGGGAGGGCUUCUUUUGAGAUUGACAGGUCUAGUUUGUGAUCAGAGGGAAUGCUGUUACCAGUGCUCUCUAGGCUCAGUGCUUUAGGAGAAGGGAACAGCUUUGCAAGAGUGAAAUGAAGGUCUGAGUUUAGGGAAAGAAAGGGUGAAAAGAGAACUGUAUUUUGACUGUCAGUUCAAGCUUGUAAGUGCAGUUGGGGGACAAAUUUGAUUCAGUUCAUAUGUAAAGGUGAACCUACCUAAUAAGCCUUUCCAAAACAAAAUGCAAACUGAAACACAGACAUCAUUUGAAAUUUGCAUGUAUCUGAAGUUUGCAACGCGGUUCUCCAGCCGAGCAAUGUGUACCAAAAGUGAAGUGAACAAGCAAUGCAUACAAAAAGGUAAAGUGUGCAUAUAAAUGCUUAUAUUAGGGAAAAAUAUACUACAAAAUACUUUAUAUCAGGGUCAAUUGUUUGCAAAAUGUGUAUAAUAGUCAAAGCUACCUGCAAAAAUAUGUUUAUUAGGAGAAAUUUGAACUAAAAUAGUACUGAAUUUCUAUGACGAUUUUUUUUAAUUGCAAAUUGUUGCAGAAAUGUGAACAGAAUUUAAGAUUGGGAAAAUGAAAAACCCAGAGAACUAAAAUGGAUGAAUCUGCCCAUUUCACCUUUAGUCCCUAUUCUAUAUACUAAUAGUGAAUUCAUUGAGUGUAGCUCCUUAUGUAACCCAAACAGCACCAUCUACAUAAAAGAUGGGGAAAUCGGAAAGCUUGGGGAAACCCUGAUGUUUGCAGAAGCACCAUAAAAAAUAUCCAAGGGGGACCUAACUGGGAGAAAAAAAGGAAAACCCACCCCAAGGAGGAUUGAAAUUGCUCAAAGGGCAUGGAUUAUUAGGGGGAAAUGCUUGCCAAAAUGUGUAUAAAAAUAAAAACUAAAACUGCAUAUAAAAAUAUGUUUAUUAGGAGACAUUCAAACUAACAUGCUGAAGAAUUUUCAGAAGGAUUUUCUAUUAAAUGCAAAUUGCUGCAGAAAUAUGAAGAACAGAAUUCAAUACUGAAAAAAUGAGGAACUGAGAGAACCCAAGAGUGACAGAUUUGCCCAUCCCUACUUGUAAGUGUUGUUGUUUAGUCGUUUAGUUGUGUCCGACUCUUUGUGACCCCAUGGACCAGAGCAUGCCAGGCACUCCUGUCUUCCACUGCCUCCGGCAGUUUGGUCAGACUCAUGUUUGUAGCUUCGAAGUUGUCUUUGUCCAUGGAGUUUUUUUUUUUUUUUUUAAAUUGAUAUUUAUUAAGUUUUCAAAGAAUAACAACAAAAAUUUCCAAAAAAUUUUGAAAAUACAAAAAACAAAAAUAGUACAUAAACAAAAAAGAAAAGAAAACCCAGCCGCAAAGAAAAAAAAGAAAAACAGAAAAACAAAAAUAUAAAGUCCUUUACAAUCUCUAUUGACUUCCUUUCUAGACUUCCUCCUCCUCCCCUCUCUUGUUUCUUAAUUUUUAAUUUUUACAGCAAAUCCUUUCUGUUUUUUCAUAACAAUCUGUCAUUACGUUUCCUUAUUCUAUUUUCCCUCUUGUCAUAUAAAAACUUUAAAACUCAUAGCUUAUAUUCAAUAUUUACCAAAUUCUUACAUCAGUACCAUUUUACGAAUCAUUUACCACUCCUUACUUAAGCCAUGUAAUUUCAUUCAACAUCCUUCAAACAUUUGUAAACAUUCCAAUAUUAAAAAAUAAAAAGAAAAAGUAAUAAGUCAAAUUCAGUCCAGCCAGCUUCCAACCUCCCCUCCCCUGGACCCGGGAUUGUCAGUCCUUUUAACCUCGAUAAUCCAGCUCCUUAACCUGGUUGUCUCGUAUCCGAGGCCCUCAAGUCUCUUUCUUGCCCCUUUCGCCACUCUUGUUGAUGAUUCCCUUCCAGUCGUGGAUACUCCAGCAAGAAAAUGCUUUUGACUCUUUGCAGCAAGUCCAUCCCAAACCCAUUGCCCAAGCCAGACAGCAGAUAAUACCACUUCAAAUUUCCACAAAGCUUGGAGACUUCGGCUACUCCAAUCCUCUGAUAGCCCUUCACUAGACUCGGAAGGUCCAAAUAACCAUAUAGAGGGGGGUCGAUCCAUCCCCCCAUUUCCAAAUCUGACCACAUUUCAUCUUUCCGAAUCUGGUUUGUCCCAAGUUCAUUUGUCAAGUUCAAAGGCUGAUCUUGCCCGUCCAAAGGUCCCUCCAUCUCUGAAGCCUCCGUCACUACAGCAGGUUCAUAUGCUUGUAUAGCCUUUAACUGAAUUUCAUUUGUUUGCUGCUGUGCUCUGGUAACUUCCAUCAUCAAGGUCGUCUCCUGACGCAUCUGGUCCAGCUGGGCACUUAGUUUUGAAAAACCUUCCAGGAACAAUUGUUCAAGCCUUUGUACUAGCAUUGUCCUUCAAGGUCAAAGAAAAUUCCUUCCCACGACAAUAGUCCAAUAGUCCUUCUCUUUUAAACUCUCUGCGUUGCAAUUUCACUAAAUUCCACUAGAUGGAAAUUUUUUUUUUUAAAGGAAUAAAAGCAACAGCAACAAUCUUUCUUUUUCCAGAAACACUUUAUCCAAAAUUCCCCCUUCCAAAUUCAAGAGGCAACAGUAGAAUCAAAAUGUUACCCUUCUUUUAACUAACUGUCGAGCUGGAUAAACUUCAAAACGUCAAUUCUGACAGCCCGCUCCUGGUUCAGGGCGGUGGAAAAUUGCUUUAUUUUAAACUCACUUCCGCAGGAUUGAAAAGUCCAAAUACAACCCCCUUCUUCUCCUGCAGUCAAAGGGGGUUCAGAAAUCUUAGAUGUUGAAUUCUAGUUCUCUCAGAAUUUAAUUUUCAAGCUUUAGUAUAUUUUGUCUUUGCUUUCUUCACGUAACAAAAGAACGGAAGGCUGACUUCCUGUUUAGACCUUCGCGUUCCGAGUCCCAAUUAAGUUCAAUUUCAAGUCCAAUAUUAUUUGUUUAUUCACCAGUCUUAAAAGUAGUUCAACUCUUCCAAGAUCAGGUACUCACGGAUAGAUGUUUUAGAUGCCAAAUUGUCCAGGAAAAAGGCAGCGCUCUCCGAUAACGGCAGUGCGGCUUUGCUGCACGGAGGAAGCAGUCGACUCACAGCACCACGCACCUCCCACUCCGGAGCCCGUUACCGGGCUCCUGUACAAGGGGAGAGAGCGCUCUCGGUGCCCGCCGAGUCCCACGUCCACAGGCUUCUUCCGCCUGUGGUUUUGGAGGGUCCCCGCUGCGCCGUAGCGGCAGGACCCAAGCCUCCGUGCAGCGGGUUCCCUUCAGUCCGAAGGGAAUUCCGCCAUUUUCCGGAGGCGCCACCCCGGAAGUCU